CCUCGACAGCGGCUGCUUCCCACUGGGGGUCUCGGAGAGCAUCGCACUCCCAUGUGCGCUGCUGUGCCCGCUGGAUGUUGAAAUUGCGCCGUGCGCCUUGCCAGGAGCCAUCAUGUCCAACCCAACCCACGACCCGUUCUACUCGUCCCCGUUCGGACCCUUCUACAGGAGACACUCGCCCUACAUGGUCCAGCCCGAGUAUCGGAUCUACGAGAUGAACAAGCGGCUGCAGGCGCGCACAGAGGAAAGCGACAGCUUGUGGUGGGACGCCUUCGCCACCGAAUUCUUUGAGGAGGACGCGACUCUCACGCUCUCCUUCUGCCUCGAAGAUGGACCAAAGAGAUACACUAUCGGCCGGACGCUGAUUCCCCGUUACUUCAGCACGGUGUUCGAGGGCGGGGUGACCGAGCUCCACUACAUCCUCAAACACUCCAAGGAGUCCUUCCACAACUCCUGCAUCACCGUGGACUGUGAUCAGUGCACCAUGGUCACCCAGCACGGGAAGCCAAUGUUUACAAAGGUUUGUACGGAGGGUCGUUUGAUACUGGAGUUUGCCUUUGACGAUCUGAUGAGGAUCAAGACGUGGCACUUUACCAUCAGGCAGUACCGAGAGCUCAUCCCCCGCAGCAUCCUGGCCAUGCACGCACAAGACCCUCAGGUGCUGGAACAACUGUCCAAAAACAUCACUCGCAUGGGCUUGACCAACUUCACCCUCAACUACCUCAGGUUGUGUGUCAUCCUGGAGCCCAUGCAGGAGCUAAUGUCAAGGCACAAGACCUACAACCUCAGUCCCCGGGACUGUCUCAAGACAUGCCUAUUCCAAAAAUGGCAGAGAAUGGUAGCUCCACCAGCUGGACACCCACAGAACUUCAAAACGGAAAUAUUUCCCACAAAUCACAAAAAAGGUCGCGCCAAAGCUGAGCCCGCCCGACAGACGACCACCAAGAGGAGGAAACGGAAGAACUCAGCCAGCAGCGCCAACAGCAGCGUGGGCAACACCGCCAGCAAGAAACGCAGCCCCGCCACCAACUUCAGCCUCUCCAGUCAGGUACCUGACGUGAUGGUGGUAGGCGAGCCGACCCUGAUGGGCGGAGAGUUUGGGGACGAGGAUGAGCGUCUGAUCACUCGUCUGGAGAACACGCAGUAUGACGCCACCAACGGCCUGGAUGACGAGGAUGACUUCAACAGCUCCCCGGCUCUGGGCAACAACAGCCCCUGGACCAGCAAGCCCCCCACCACCCAGGACAGCAAGCCGGAGAGCACAGCGCCCCAGCCGUCACAGUAAAAAACACAGAAGAGGAAAACAGUAGAGUCCACAUGGACUGGACCCGUUUUAUUCCCUGAACCCCAUAACCCCCAGAGGGCAGUGCUCUUACACCUCAUAACAUUGAACUGAAUCAAACCCCCCCGUCUGCAAACUCAUCGCUGGCAGUGAUGUGCUCAUCUCCGCCAAAAAAUGUGGCCCGGACAUUUUUUUUCUUCUCUAAAUCUCUAAAAACAUCUAGGAGAACACUGAGAACUGGCAGCAUUGCACAGCAAUAUCCACACGUCAAAGACUACUUUGUUGUUUUUUUGUUUUUCAAAGAAAUGCGUACAAGUUGUAUGCAGAGAUAAUGUAAAAAUAAUAUGGUGUGGGCAUUUUCUCAAGAAUGCAGCGGAAAAUUGCAGAUGAAAUUCUCUUCCUUGGACAGUCAGAUGUGAACUUCCCGUCUAGGAGAAUACCACAGCUGUGAUUGGUUGACCUUUAGGUCACGAGUCAUCACUCUGUGACUGUAGACAGUGGGAAGGAGAAGAAGAAGAAGAAGAAGAAGAAAACACACAAAUAAAAUGUCUCUAAAGAAUAGCAGGCUCAACAUGAAGAAGACAAGGUGUUUUUAACAGCCAACAGAACCAACAGAACCAUCUAACCGCAUUGGAGGCAACUGGAACAUUGUUCGAGACAUUUGCAUUUUUAUUGGAAAUUCAGUUGGCUGUUGGUUUGUUUCUGCUAUUCUUGUUUAUUUCCAUUUCCAAUUAAAAGGAAAUGAAUUUCUCUACAACUACGGACUCCUUUCAAAUGAGGGAAAGUCGUGUCCUAGGAUUGUUUUUCCACAUUACUGCAGUCGUCACAGAUUGUGAUUUCAUGCAAACCUGUUCGAUUGUGUUCGUAGUCUAUUGGUAUUUUGCUUCUCUCCGAAUCCUUUGCAAUCACGUUGUAAUUUUGCCGAUCAGUAUGUGAACUUUGCCGACGCACAUUGAUGCAUUAAUGUUAAUUUUUUUUCCCUCCUCAAAAUUUGACUUCUUUCCCUUUAAUGACCUACUCCCAAACUGAUACUGAAGCUUUUUCCUGCAUGAUUUUAUAGGACUUUUUUUGUUUGAUAUGUACUUUUUAAAACUCAUCAGUCCAAUUUUUUUGGUUCAUCAGUUUGGGAACACUGUUACAAGGUUUGUAGCUCUGUAAAUAGAGGUGGGACCUAUUUUAUCCACUGUAAAUCAGCCACUGAAACCAGUUUGGAUAUGGCAGCUGUUUUGUUUAGUACAGGAGUUUCACAUUUCUGUAGGGUGGUUUGGGUGGACACUGGUUUCCUGCUGCCAAACCAAACUCACCACUGCAUCUUGAUGCCCCUGGUCCUCAUCAAUAACUACAGCAGAACCAAAGCCACAAAGUUAUCAAAUACCCGAAAAAGUUACAUAUCAUAUUUCACGUCUAUUCUCUGAAAUAAAUAGUAAUUUAACAAAGAUAAAUUCUACAUUUAAAAAUGUACAGAUAAGAUCCCAGCUACCUUACAGCCCUACAGAAAUAGUUUGAAAUCCCUGGUUUUGUGUUUGCAAUUGUUCUUUAAUCUUUAAUUGAAUUGAUACUAUCCCUGAUCUCCUGUUUUGUUGGAAUUUUGUUUGAAAAUGGGCAAGAAGACAAAGGUGGAUGUCUUUAUACAUUUGGAUCUUAUGGGUAUUUAUUUGUGCAUUUGUAAGGAAGCUAACACAUUUCUAAAUAUGUUUGAGCCUAGUAUUAUUAGACACCAUUUGUACAUUAUAUAGCAGAGGUGUUUAGUGUCAUAUCUGAUGUCUGGUAUGUAUGCUUUACCAUUAUGUGUGCCAAUAAACCGUGCUUACAAAGUA
Messenger RNA from Myripristis murdjan (pinecone soldierfish), 3099 nucleotides. RefSeq names its product LIM domain binding 2a (gene ldb2a). Lineage: Eukaryota; Metazoa; Chordata; Actinopteri; Holocentriformes; Holocentridae. The record is from RefSeq and is a predicted model, not a curated record. The transcript has 9 exons. The coding region runs from base 113 to 1285 and encodes 390 amino acids.